AUGUCAGGUAGUCUAUCUAGUCGAGUGAUGAACAUGAAGUUCAUGCAAAAAGCAGAAGACACCAAAACCAAUAAUAAUAAACAAGGACAAGAAUCAAAAUUACAUGAUAUUUCAGAAUGGGUACUACCAAACCUGCAGAAGAUACUUAAGUUGGCAGCAUUGAAAGCUCAAGUUGAAAAAGUAGGUUAUGGUACCAUAAUGAGUGAUAAAAAUUAUCGAACGACAAGACGAUCAUGGGGAAGUAGAUAUGAAUUGGAAGAAGUUACUGAUAAUAAUACAAAUAACAAAGAAGAAUUAAAUGAAAUACCCAGAAGCAGGGAUCAAGAUAUGAGUCUGCUAUGGCGAAAGAGGAAAGCAGAUCAUUCACCAGAUUCGAAAAAGAAGAAAAGAAUACUAUGA
Lodderomyces jiufengensis is the source of this 399-nucleotide messenger RNA. RefSeq lists its product as uncharacterized. The coding region runs from base 1 to 399 and encodes 132 amino acids. Lineage: Eukaryota; Fungi; Ascomycota; Pichiomycetes; Serinales; Debaryomycetaceae. The record is from RefSeq and is a predicted model, not a curated record. The transcript has a single exon.